Molecule: messenger RNA, 1252 nt
Organism: Ilex paraguariensis (yerba mate)
Lineage: Eukaryota; Viridiplantae; Streptophyta; Magnoliopsida; Aquifoliales; Aquifoliaceae
Source: the annotation of a GenBank genome assembly
AAAAAAAAAAGACAAAAACUCAUCCUCUCCCACUCCUACCCAGCAGAUUCCCCCGUCCCUCUCCAAAAACCCCACUCCCCCACACUCUUACUCUCUAACAAUUAUCACUCUCUCUCUCUCUCCAAAAACCUCACUUCCACACUCUCCCUCUUCUUCCCAACCACCAUGGCAGUGAGUAACAACCUCACAGCAAUCCUAAACUUCAUAGCCUUUAUGUGCUCCAUCCCCAUAAUCGCAGCCGGAAUCUGGCUAGCUUCCAAGCCCGACAACGAGUGCGUCCGCUGGCUCCGGUGGCCGGUCGUCUUCGCCGGCGUUCUCAUCCUCCUCGUUUCCUUACUGGGCUUCGUCGGCGCGUACUGGAACAAGCAAUCACUCCUCGCUCUUUACCUAUGUUUCAUGGCCAUCCUCAUAGUCCUCAUGCUCGUCUUCCUUGUCCUCGCCUUCGUCGUCACGCGCCCCAACGGCGCGUAUGUGGUUCCCGGGAGAGGGUACAAGGAGUACAGGCUUGAAGGGUUUUCGUCGUGGUUGAGAGAUCAUAUUACGAGUUCGGAUAAUUGGGGGAACUUGAGGGCUUGUUUGGCUGCGUCUCAAGUUUGUCCCAAGCUUAGUCAGGAUUAUAUUUCUGCUGAGCAGUUCUUUGCUGCUCAUAUCUCUCCUCUUCAGUCAGGAUGUUGUAAGCCUCCAAAUAUAUGUGGAUACCAGUAUGUAAACCCUGUAAUGUGGAUUAACCCGGCGACCACGAUUGCGGAUCCGGACUGUUCCAUUGGAACAAUGAUCCAAACCAAUUGUGCUACAACUGUGAUUCCUGCAAGGCUGGUCUGCUGGGGAACCUGAGAAGGGAAUGGAGGAAAGCUAACGUGAUUCUGAUUGUAGCGGUGGUGGUGCUGAUAUGGGUUUAUGUUAUAGCAUGCAGUGCACUCAAAAAUGCUCAGACUGAAGAACUCUUUGACCGAUACAAGAGAGGUUGGGUUUGAUUUGUAGAUUUUUAAAGGCAUCCCCAGGCUACAGACUCAUGGUUUUGAUUUGUUUUACUUUUCCUCCUUUAGUGCGAGUGUUUUUGAAUCCAGUGUAUAAAUUCCUCUGUACUGUUGUAUGCACACUAAAAAGGAACUGAAAGGAAUAGAAGUUGGAGGAUUGGGUUUGAGUUACCUGUUCCAUAUUCUUCCACUUAUUAUAGUGGCAAAAAGAGAAAAGAAUUGUUUUAGGUUCUUGUACCUUUUAUUUCUGUGGUCAUUGUCGCUUCUUGUCGACC